AACGCUUUUGCUGUAGAUUGGGCUUCCCCGAAAUCUUUGCGGAUGAGUCCCGCGCCAGGAGCUCGGCAUUGUGGCCCGGUCUCCUAUCUGCUUCUUCUUGGAAACGGCGUCAGAGAGCAGCUGAGCAAAGGCUUAACAUUUCAAACGUCUGGCGGUAGGCUGUAAAGUUUCCACCCCGAAAACAGUGUCAUGCGGCAGUAGCAGUAGGGUUGGUGCAGGACACCUCGGCACAUGCUUUGGUGCUGUAGGAAUGAGUUUUCUGUAAAGCUUUGCGCACAGCCACUCCAAACCAGGGGCCUCGUUUUUUUUCUCUCUCUCUUUUUUGUUUGCUCGUUUAGAAAGGAGCUGUUCUGUUUCUGUUUACGUGUAAUUCUCCUGAUUGAAUUGUUACAUAUAUAUUGGAAGAUUUCUAUUUAAACACCCUCCUGUUGAAACUGAGCUGCAUUGUAUUGUGCCUCGAGAAUCCUGUUUAACCAUUUGCGUAAAGGUUAACUCAGUCAAGCACCAGGAAAGCAGAUUCGCAGCGGAACUCCCUCAGUAUUAGUCAUAGAUGUCCGCUCAGCUGGGAGGAGGCCUGCAGCCGGAGACCACAGUAAAACUUGAGGAACUAAAAUCUGAAGAAGUUUUUGAUGUGACAAGGCCUGACGGAUGUCCCCGGGACGGAGGAGAAAAUAAAGUGGUUCUGUUCCCGGAGGGACAGCAGCAGCAGCCCCAGAUGAAGCCGCGCAAGAUGACUCGCAGUCCAAAAUGCGCCCGCUGUCGAAACCAUGGCGUCGUUUCUUGUCUGAAAGGCCACAAACGCUUUUGCCGCUGGAGGGACUGCCGCUGUGCCUGCUGCCUGCUGGUGGUGGAGCGCCAGCGCGUCAUGGCGGCGCAGGUCGCUCUCAGACGGCAGCAGGCUGCGGAGGUGAGACGAGCACAGGGGCAGGGCAAGAAGGGGGUCAGGUGUGCAGCUCCACUGCGCAGAACGGCAUAUCAGUGUUACACCAGAGCGGCCGAGUCGAGCAUCGUGGCCAAGAGCAUCCUGCAGGGGAUCAAACCUGCGGUGCCUCCAGAGGACGACACCCCUUGCUGGUCGAAGCAGAUGCAACGUGACCAAACACACUUUACGUGCCCCUCCAUCAGCGCCCGGAUGAGGAAGAGACGAGCGUUUGCAGACAAAGAGCUGGAAAAUGUGAUGCUGGAGCAUGAACUGAGACAGAGGGAGCUGCAGAAUGACCUUUUCCCCCCCUCUGCCCUCCUUCCUAUGCUUCAGCCUCCACCCUUGCCCAUCUCCCCUGGUCUCCACUGCUGCCCACCCAGCAAGGAUCCCACAACUGAAGGGCAAUCUAGCUAUGUGCCCCUGUGCAGAUACAAGCCCUUUUAUGAGUGUGACUUCCAGCUUUAUCAGUUCUUUCCCCUGAAGAGCAGGUACUCCACAGGAAAUGACUAUAAUGACUUUUUGUUAUGUCAGAGCUCCCAGCCAAGCAGGCAGGAGAAGGAGGUGCAGAAUGGAUGGAAAGACAGCGAGAAGACAAAACAAGCAGAGGUCAUUCCUUCGACAUCCAUACAAAGACUCCGAAAUGAUGGCAAGGCCAUGUCAUGUGCUAUUCCUGUCAAAUCCCCUUCAAAACGAGCAGAAAUAAUGGACUUAAAUGGCUCUUCAACAGUCACACUUGCUAUUUCUGCAUCAGAUCAGAGUGUCCUGGGUCAGCCAGACAUCAGCGCACCCAGCAGGACUUUUGAUCCCAGACCUUUGACAGCUAAGAGCUGGAGCUCAGACACUCCUGCCGCCCAGGCAGCUCCUCAUGCCGACUCUGUUAAGAGCCCUCACGGCGGCUCAAUCAGGACUCCGGCUGUGAGGCCAUUACCUUUUUCUGUAGAGGCUUUGCUGAGGGCCUGACAGACAACUGCAAGCAGAGUAUAGUGCAUACUUUAUUAUGCACAACCCAACCUGAACUGUCUGAAUAUAAUUACAAAAAUUGAUUUUAUGGUACAGGUUUGGAAACGCUAUUCUGUAAAGUGCCAAAAGUGAGAGAUUUUUUAAAAAGUAUUUCUAUAGAGUAAAAUCACAGUGUUUGUGUUUUUUAUUUCCAUGAAAAGUUAUUUUACUAUAUUUUAUCUAUUGAAAAAAGUAAAGCUAAAAGAUAUGUAUAUGUGCUACAAUACCAUAUUUGUAUUUCCAUUCUGGGCUAAUUACAUCUUGCACCAUGCAUACUUUGAAAAAGUGUUUUCUUUUUUUAUCAUCCCAUGUCAGUAGUGCCAUAAAAAUCUACUGAACCACUCUGUCUGGACUGUCUUUCAUCAGUCACGCCUUAUUGUCUUUAUCCUCAGAAGAAAUACACAAUACAGACAUAAAACAAAGCCAAUGAAAAAGUCAAGUGCUUGUUGAACUUGUGCCCAUUCCUUACUCGAUGCUCUGAUUUUAAACUUGCAGUGCAGAUGUCCCUGGCUGAUUUCUCUGGUGCUCUCACAGGGCUGUUUAGGGUCUAAACAAGGUGCUGCUGCUCAGAAAUAGAGCACCAGGUGAAGCUGGUUGUUUGUCAAGGAGACAGUUAAAGCACAAAGACUUUCAUAAACAGCUUAAUAUUUAUCUACUCCUUUUUUUUCACCAAAGAAUAAAUGCAAUGUGCUUUAAAUAUUUAUCAGCAUUUGAUAAGCUUUGUAGUUCUUCAGAUGGAAUACAUGUUGCCAUUCUGACAUUAUGACUGUAUAAAUAUUGAUCACACAGCACGCGGUUCAAUAUUUCACACAGUAUCAUUUCAUCACACCAGCAGACUGAGGGGAUAUGGGAAAUGCUCACCAAAAGGUUGACUGGGAGGCUGCCAGUGUUGCCUAGGCGACAUUGUUCUUUAUUGUAUGCUGAGCCUGACGCCAGCCGAGUUUGUUUGAACACGCAUUUGAUCUAUAUCCGGUUUUUACUUCUUUUUCUUCUCCAGUUUUUUUUUGUUCUGCUCUGUAAUCUCGCAGAGAUGGAGGUCAGAUACUUUUGACAACUCGGGACCUUGUGGCGUCAACACAGCGGUGAUAGCGCAGAGCCUUUGUUUGCGAGAGUCUACCAGCAUAUCGGAGUGCCUCUCUCCCCCGUGUCUUUUCACAGACAGACAGGGAAGGGAGAUUGGCACAAAAAGGGGGAAAAAAGAAGAUGAGAUUUUGAGCAUGCAGUCGCAGAAGGUGGGGCGUCCUGUUUUAUUGCGCGCUAUCUGUGUCAUUUUUUUUUAAACAAAAAUUAAAACCUGUUCUUUUCCAGGGAACACAAAUGGUCAAUUUCACAAAAGAUACACAUCAGUCACUGAGAGCUGAUAAUGACUUCUGUGAAGAAUAACACAAAUGAUCUAAAUCAGCUUCUCCUCACCUGGAGGAAAAAAGCUAAUUUAUCUGCUUCCUUUCGUUUUUGUAGUGUCCCUGUAGCCAAGCUUUGUGUCAGCUUAAUAGGCAGUGAGUGCUCUGAAAUGUCAAUCACUCUCCAAAGAUCUUGUUAGGACUGUGGAAAAACAGAUUAGCUUUAAUUAUACUCUGUGCUCUUUUCAUAUGAUAUUGCACCUCCAAAAAAUCCAUCCAGAAGCAGAAGACUGAAUGGGUUUCACUGCAUUUAAAAUACACUUCUGCAAUGGAGGUCACUUCAUGGGCUGAAAACUGAUGCUGGUGAACACAUCAUAUUGCUGGACAAAUACAUGUUAAAACUUAAGCCUCCCUCAAUAUUAUUUAUAAAUAAGAUUCAAGUGCUGCUGCAUUCUCUGGACCCAAAUUAGUUUAAUGCAAUCCAAUCCAACUUUAAUUAUAGGGAAGUUUAACAAAGUAGAUCAGUUAAAAGAAGGCAAUAAAAUACAAAAACACAUAUUAAGAUGCAUCGAUAAAUAAAAAUAAAACAGAAAAUUAAAAGUCUGAUGAGAAAGAUUGAGAUGUCAGAGGCAAAGAAACUGCUCUGUGGUAUGAUAAAUCUGAAUUUGAAUUACGAUUGGGCACAUCCAGGAAAAAUGAAGAAAGAAUGUGUGUGUUGGGGAGGUGGGAGGUGGUAUUUGGUAUUAGGCCAGUUUGCUGACAAAGUCAUUCCAACAGGUUAAAACACGUUUUUGAGUCUUCUCAACCCCUCUCCUUAAUUCCUGCCCUCCUCCUUUGGUCGGCCACCUCUUGCACUCUUGCGGUUCAGUCUUGCGUUGUGUCUCAUUUCCAUUUCAGCCAGAUCAAUUUC
Haplochromis burtoni (Burton's mouthbrooder) is the source of this 4171-nucleotide messenger RNA. RefSeq names its product doublesex and mab-3 related transcription factor 2b (gene dmrt2b). Gene Ontology annotation, biological process: sex differentiation; regulation of transcription by RNA polymerase II. Gene Ontology annotation, cellular component: nucleus. Bases 551 to 1882 code for a protein of 443 amino acids. The record is from RefSeq and is a predicted model, not a curated record. Gene Ontology annotation, molecular function: DNA-binding transcription factor activity, RNA polymerase II-specific; RNA polymerase II cis-regulatory region sequence-specific DNA binding. NCBI's taxonomy places the organism in Eukaryota, Metazoa, Chordata, Actinopteri, Cichliformes, Cichlidae. The transcript is spliced from 3 exons.